GGCGACGGCGCGGUCCCCACUCAGGCCCUCCUUCCUUCCCCCCUCCCCUGCCUCCAGCGGUGCCAGCUGCGCCCGAGCCCCGAGAAUCCGCCGCCAGCGCGCAGGUUCCCGCAGUCGGCCGCCCUCGCCCCACAGCCAACAUGUCACUGAAAGAUGAGCCAAGACUAAAUACCUCUGCACUGCAGAAAAUCGCUGCUGACAUGAGUAAUUUGAUAGAAAAUCUGGACACGCGGGAGCUCCACUUUGAGGGAGAGGAGGUGGACUACGAUGUGUCUCCCAGCGAUCCCAGGAUACAGGAAGUGUAUAUCCCUUUCUCUGCUAUUUAUAAGACUCAAGGAUUUAAGGAGCCUAAUACACAGACGUAUCUCUCCGGCUGUCCAAUAAAAGUUCAAGUUCUGGAAGUGGAGCGCUUAACAUCUACAAAAAGGGUACCAAGCAUCAAUCUUUACACUAUUGAAUUAACACAUGGGGAAUUUAAAUGGCAAGUUAAGAGGAAGUUCAAGCACUUCCAAGAAUUUCACAGAGAGCUGCUCAAGUACAAAGCCUUUAUCCGAAUUCCCAUUCCCACCAGAAGACACACAUUUAGAAGACAGAAUGUCAAAGAAGAGCCUCGAGAGAUGCCAAGUUUGCCCCGUUCAUCUGAAAACACGAUCCAAGAAGAACAGUUCUUUGGUAGAAGGAAACAACUAGAGGAUUACUUGACAAAAUUACUAAAAAUGCCCAUGUAUAGAAACUAUCAUGCAACAACAGAAUUCCUUGAUAUAAGCCAGCUGUCCUUCAUCCAUGAUUUGGGACCAAAGGGCAUAGAAGGUAUGAUAAUGAAAAGAUCCGGUGGACACAGAAUACCAGGCUUGAACUGCUGUGGUCAGGGAAGGGCCUGCUACCGGUGGUCCAAAAGGUGGUUGAUAGUAAAAGAUUCCUUUUUACUAUAUAUGAAACCAGACAGCGGUGCUAUUGCCUUCGUCCUGCUGGUAGAUAAAGAAUUCAGAGUUAAGGUGGGAAAGAAGGAGACGGAGACGAAAUAUGGACUCCGAAUUGAUAAUCUUUCAAGGACACUGAUUUUAAAAUGCAACAGCUAUAGACAUGCUCGGUGGUGGGGAGGGGCUAUAGAAGAAUUCAUCCAUAAACAUGGCCCCAACUUUCUCAAAGAUCAUCGAUUUGGGUCUUAUGCUGCUAUCCAAGAGAACACUUUAGCUAAAUGGUAUGUUAAUGCCAAAGGAUAUUUUGAAGAUGUGGCGAAUGCAAUGGAAGAGGCAAAAGAAGAGAUUUUUAUCACAGAUUGGUGGUUGAGUCCAGAAAUCUUCCUGAAACGUCCAGUGGUUGAAGGAAAUCGUUGGAGGUUGGACUGCAUUCUUAAGCGAAAAGCACAACAGGGGGUGCGGAUCUUCAUUAUGCUCUACAAAGAGGUGGAACUCGCUCUUGGAAUCAAUAGUGAAUACAGCAAGAGGACUUUGGUGCAUCUACACCCCAACAUAAAGGUGAUGAGGCACCCAGAUCAUGUGUCAUCCAGUGUAUAUCUGUGGGCUCAUCACGAGAAACUCGUCAUCAUCGACCAGUCAAUGGCCUUUGUGGGUGGGAUUGACCUGGCCUAUGGAAGGUGGGAUGACAAUGAACACAGACUCACGGACGUGGGCAGCGUGACGCGCGUCACCGGGGGACCUUCUCUGGGUUCCCUCACAGCUGAAACAACAGAGUCUAUGGAAUCCUUAAGCCUCAAAGAUAAAAACGAAUCUAACAAAAAUCUGCCUGUCCUGAAGACUGUUGAUGAUGCAGAUUCAAAACUGAAAGGAAUAGGAAAGCCCAGAAAGUUCUCCAAAUUCAGCCUCUACAGGCAGCUGCACAGACACCACCUACGCAGCACAGACAGCAUCAGCAGCCUCGACAGCGCCUCCAGUGAUUGUAAUCACUGUAGGAGUCGUCAGAAUUUAAUCCAUGGUUUAAAGCCCCACUUGAAACUCUUUCGCUCUUCCGGUGAGUCUGAGCAGGGGCUCACUAGACCUAACGUUGACACGGGCUCCAUCCGAAGUUUACAGACAGGUGUGGGAGAGCUACAUGGGGAAACCAGAUUCUGGCAUGGAAAGGACUACUGCAAUUUUGUCUUCAAAGACUGGGUUCAACUUGAUAAACCUUUUGCUGAUUUCAUUGACAGGCACUCCACCCCCCGGAUGCCAUGGCACGACAUCGCCUCUGCAGUCCACGGGAAGGCGGCUCGCGACGUGGCCCGUCACUUCAUCCAGCGCUGGAACUUCACGAAGAUUAUGAAACCAAAAUAUCGGUCCCUUUCUUAUCCUUUUCUGCUUCCAAAAUCUCAAACAACAGCCCAUGAGUUGAAAUACCAAGUGCCCGAGUCUGUCCAUGCUAAUGUACAGUUGCUCCGUUCUGCUGCUGAUUGGUCUGCUGGUAUAAAGUACCAUGAAGAGUCCAUCCACGCUGCUUACCUCUAUGUGAUAGAGAACAGCAAGCACUAUAUCUAUAUAGAAAACCAGUUUUUCAUAAGCUGCGCUGAUGACAAAGUUGUGUUCAACAAGGUUGGCGAUGCCAUUGCUCAGAGGAUACUGAAAGCUCACAGGGAAAGCCAGAGAUACCGGGUUUAUGUUGUGAUACCACUUCUGCCAGGUUUUGAAGGAGACAUUUCAACCGGUGGAGGAAAUGCUCUACAGGCAAUAAUGCACUUCAACUACAGAACCAUGUGCAGAGGAGAAAAUUCCAUCCUUGGACAAUUAAAAGCAGAGAUCGGCAAUCAGUGGAUAAAUUACAUAUCCUUCUGUGGUCUUAGAACACACGCAGAGCUUGAAGGAAACCUAGUCACUGAGCUUGUCUAUGUCCACAGCAAGUUGCUAAUUGCUGAUGACAACACUGUUAUUAUUGGCUCUGCCAACAUAAACGACCGAAGCAUGUUGGGAAAACGGGACAGUGAAAUGGCUGUCAUUGUGCAGGACACGGAGACGGUCCCUUCAGUAAUGGAUGGAAAAGAAUACCAAGCUGGCCACUUCGCCCUAGGACUUCGGCUGCAGUGCUUUCGGGUUGUCCUCGGCUAUCUUUCUGGCCCUAGUGAAGACAUUCAGGAUCCAGUGAGUGACAAAUUCUUCAAGGAGGUGUGGGUUUCAACGGCAGCUCGAAAUGCUACAAUUUAUGAUAAGGUGUUCCGGUGCCUUCCCAAUGAUGAAGUACACAAUUUAAUUCAGCUGAGAGACUUUAUAAGCAAGCCCAUCUUAGCAAAGGAAGAUCCCAUUAGAGCUGAGGAAGAACUGAAAAAGAUCCGUGGGUUCUUGGUACAGUUCCCCUUUUAUUUCCUGUCUGAAGAAAACCUACUGCCUUCUGUUGGAACCAAAGAAGCCAUGGUGCCCACCGAGGUUUGGACUUAAGAGUCAUACUUGUUUGCAACUCAAAGACUUCCACCCUGUAGAGUACAUGUCACACAGUGACUUUCUGGAGACCUAACAGCCAAAGCCGGACCCAGUACACUCUUGUAUCCAACCCUUGGACUCUUUGGGUUGGCUGGGAAGGGCUGUAGUCAUACUCAUAUAAGGACAGUGAAAAUCAGCAGGGCUUUAUCAUUCCUCCUGCCUAUCCCUGUGAAAAAAGGACUGUAUUCUUAGGUAGCAUAUACCCAACAGCUUAAACACAUACUAAAAUUCCAUGAUGUAUACCAAACUGCAUUUUCUUUGCUAACAAGAAUUUACCUGUCACUGUGAUCUACUUUGCCAAAAGUUGUCUGAACCUCCUUAUUUUUCUCUGACCCUCACUUAUGCACUUGAUGUCUGCUGGACCUGCCUUCAUCUCAUAGUCCGUGCAGGCUCUGUCUGAGAUAUUGUUUAUUGCUAGAAGAUGUUGUGAUGCUGCUUCAAGGUUAUUUAAGGUUACACGGGAUGCUCCUCCUCCUGCCCAUCUGGUCCUGGAGUAGUCGUGUGCACCUAACCAAGGAUGUGGUCCUUAUUCCUUUCCAGUGACUGAAAGGACAGGACAGACCUUAGUCUACACAGCAGCCCAUGUUAGGCACUUCUGAUAACAUUGACAGCAUGGAUGUUGACACCACAGAUCAACAGGAAGGAAUUAAAUUCGGUUAUUAAGGCAGAGAUUUCACUUUGCCUCCAAAGGCACUGACAAGAUGUGUCCUUUUGAUAGGGCCCACCCGAUCAGAUUUGAAAACGUGUAGGAUAUUUGAUUACACGGCAACCGAUAAAACUCAAAGACACAGCAUGCAGCCUUCAGCAAUCUUCAACCUUUUGGUGGGAAUCUGAUCCAGAUA
This is a messenger RNA of Eubalaena glacialis (North Atlantic right whale), 4249 nucleotides long. It is a transcript of the gene PLD1, whose product is annotated as phospholipase D1. Lineage: Eukaryota; Metazoa; Chordata; Mammalia; Artiodactyla; Balaenidae. Gene Ontology annotation, molecular function: D-type glycerophospholipase activity; phosphatidylinositol binding. The record is from RefSeq and is a predicted model, not a curated record. Gene Ontology annotation, biological process: phosphatidic acid biosynthetic process; intracellular signal transduction; regulation of microvillus assembly. Bases 141 to 3365 code for a protein of 1074 amino acids. The transcript is spliced from 27 exons.